Molecule: messenger RNA, 4035 nt
Organism: Drosophila hydei
Lineage: Eukaryota; Metazoa; Arthropoda; Insecta; Diptera; Drosophilidae
Gene: mor
Product: SWI/SNF complex subunit SMARCC1
Exons: 8
Coding region: 114-3773 (1219 amino acids)
Biological process (GO): positive regulation of DNA-templated transcription
Cellular component (GO): SWI/SNF complex
Molecular function (GO): DNA binding; histone binding
Source: RefSeq, a predicted model, not a curated record
UACUCCGCCACCCUAAUUGUGUGCGUCUAUUUCUGCUGCAGCGUUUUCAAUAUUCGUUUUUUACUGUGAAUCUGUGCAUAAUAUCAAAUAAAAGUAUAAAAAAGUCUUGCACAAUGAACACUCUCGGUCCUAAAAAGGACGGAAGUCCCAACAUUGACUUUUUCCAAUCGCCUGAGACGCUGCAAGGUUUUGAGUCUAUACGACUAUGGCUACAAAAGAAUUGUAAAAAGUAUUUGGCGCAUAGCUCAGAACCAAUAACGAAGGAAUCACUCGCACAGCUUUUAAUACUAUUUUUGCAAUAUGUGGAAGCUAAAUUGGGGAAAAACUCGGCAGAACCGCCGGCGACGAGAAUCCCGAUGCGCUGUUUUUUGGAUUUCAAAAAUGGAGGAGGUCUUUGUAUAAUUUUCUCUACCAUGUUUCGUUUUCGUGCCGAGCAACGUGGCAAGAAAUUUGAUUUUUCUAUUGGCAAGAAUCCAACCCGCAAAGACCCCAACAUACAAUUACUGAUCGAGAUCGAGCAAGCUCUAGUGGAGGCAGAUCUCUAUCGCAUACCUUACAUUUAUAUCAGACCAGAGAUUGAGAAGAGUUUUGAGACACGACUACGUGAGAUUCUCGACAAUCGACGGGUAGAAAUCGUCACUGACGAGGAGGAUGCCACACACAUCGUCUAUCCCGUGGUGGAUCCACAUCCUGAUGAAUAUGCUCGACCUAUUUUUAAGCGUGGCAAUCAUGUCAUGCUUCACUGGUACUACUUCCCUGAGUCAUAUGACUCUUGGACGCUGAACAGCUUCGAUUUGCCCGAUAAUAUACCCGAGAAUCCGGAAUCGCCUGCAGAACGUUGGCGAGUGGCUGCCUCGUGGAUUUUGGAUCUGGAGCAGUACAACGAGUGGAUGGCAGAGGAAGAUUACGAGGUUGAUGAAUUGGGCAAAAAAAAGACGCACAAACAGCGUAUGUCCAUCGACGACAUAAUGUCCUUUGGCGAUGAUAAAAAGAAGCCCACCACAAGCAGUGGAACUGGUAAACAAAAACGACGUCGCUCGCCGUCGCCCACCACCUCCACAUCCACAUCGAAGCCGGGCAAGCGAAAGCGCUCCCCAGCUGUCAUACAUAAGAAAUCACGAAAUGACGAGGAUGAUGAGGAUCUUACUCGGGACCUCGAUGAUCCACCGGCGGAGCCUAAUAUCCAGGAAGUGCAUAAGGCAACGCAUUCGGCGCUGCAAUCGACAGCCAGUCCAGCACCCGGUAGCAAAUCACGUGGUGACAACGAUAUGAUGCCCAUUAAAGGUGGCACCAUGACUGAUUUAGAUGAUGAAAUGACCGGCGGUAGUGCUGCGCAAGCGAUGUCCGCUGGCGAUGGCGACAAUUCACAGACGGGCAAAACGAGCGACAACAGCAAUACCCAGGAAUUUUCAUCGUCUGCCAAGGAAGACAUGGAAGACAAUGUGACCGAGCAGACGCAUCACAUAAUUGUGCCCUCAUAUUCCGCCUGGUUUGACUACAACUCGAUUCAUGUCAUUGAGAAACGCGCCAUGCCCGAGUUCUUCAACAGCAAGAACAAAUCCAAGACGCCAGAGAUUUACAUGGCUUAUCGCAAUUUCAUGAUUGACACCUAUAGGUUGAAUCCUACUGAAUACUUAACGAGUACAGCUUGUCGACGUAAUUUGGCAGGCGAUGUGUGCGCCAUAAUGCGCGUGCAUGCAUUUUUGGAGCAGUGGGGUCUGAUUAACUAUCAGAUUGACGCUGAUCUGCGUCCUACGCCAAUGGGCCCGCCUCCCACCUCGCACUUUCACAUACUGUCGGAUACGCCAUCAGGUUUGCAGGCGAUCAAUCCCCAAAAAACACAGCAACCAUCGGCGGCCAAGACACUACUUGAUCUUGAUAAGAAACCGAUGGGCAAGGAAGGUGGCGUGGAUUGCGAUAAAGGCAGUGGCGGCGCCCUGGGCAUUAAGACGGAAACACUGGAGAAUGGUGCAGCCAGCGGUUUAGCUUCUGGGGUUAGUCAGUUUGGUCUGAAGUUGGAUCAAUAUGCCAAAAAACCGGCCGCCAUGAAAAAUCGUACGGCGGCGAACAUGUCGCGAGAGUGGACCGAUCAAGAGACGUUGCUUCUGCUCGAGGGUCUCGAGAUGCACAAGGACGAUUGGAAUAAGGUGUGCGAGCAUGUGGGUACCCGCACACAAGACGAAUGCAUUUUACAUUUCCUGCGUCUGCCCAUCGAGGAUCCGUACCUUGAAGAUGACGGCGGCUUUCUGGGACCGCUUGGCUGUCAGCCAAUUCCAUUUAGCAAGUCAGGCAAUCCAAUUAUGUCGACAGUAGCAUUUUUGGCAUCCGUGGUAGAUCCACGUGUUGCUGCUGCCGCUGCGAAGGCUGCCAUGGAGGAAUUCGCCGCCAUAAAGGAUGAGGUGCCUGCUACUAUAAUGGACAACCAUAUGAAGAACGUGGAAAAGGCCUCUGCAGGUGGCAAAUUCAAUCCCAACUUUGGUCUGGCGAACAGCGGCAUUGCUGGCACAGGCAACGACAAGGACGACGACGAAUCAAAGGAGGGAAACAACAGCAGCUCCACGGCAGGCGGCAACGAUGAGGAAAUAAAGGAUAUUAACAAAAAAGACGCUACAGACGAUGCCAAGUCCAAAGACAAAACGAAAUCGGAUAAGCUCAACACAAACACAGACUCAAGUUCCACAUCAACAACAUCAACAACAACAACAACUACAACUACAACAACAGCUACAGCAACAAGCAACACGACCACCACCAAUAACACAGAUAAAAAGUCUAAAGAUUCGUCACCGUCAUUGGACGCAGCCGACAAAGCCAAUAAAACCGACAAAACGAGCAACGCCUCAAGCAAAACGGCUUCCAACUCCUCACCCACAGAGACUGGCACGAACAACGAUAUUGAGAUCAAAACCGAAGACAACAGUGGAGACGGUGAGACCAAGGAUGGCAGUAACGAUACAAAUAGCGGUGGUCCUUCAUCUAAGGAUGGAGCCUUCAGCGAGAACAAUAUGCAAACGGCAGCUGCCGCAGCAUUGGCAUCGGCAGCUGUCAAAGCAAAGCAUUUGGCAGCGCUGGAAGAACGCAAGAUCAAGUCUCUAGUAGCGUUGCUGGUGGAGACACAAAUGAAGAAGCUGGAAAUCAAAUUGAGGCAUUUCGAGGAGCUGGAGGCCACUAUGGAGCGUGAGCGUGAAGGACUCGAAUACCAGCGACAGCAGCUCAUUACUGAGCGCCAGCAAUUUCAUCUGGAGCAGCUGAAGGCAGCCGAGUUUCGAGCGCGGCAACAGGCGCAUCACCGUCUGCAGCAGGAGCUGCAACAACAGGGACAGGUGGGUGCCGCAGUAGGUGCCAUGGUAAUGCCACCGCAGCAGCAGCAGCAACAACAACAGCAACUACCGCCGCCACAUCAUCCCCAACAACAGCAGGCACAGCAGCAACAUCCACUCCAACCACCGGCGCCCCAGCAGCUGGGAGCGCCUUCGGUGCAGCACCAACCGUUGCCGACGCACAUACCUGUAGCAGCACCAAAUGGUGCACCAUUCACAGCACCGCCAGUUGUGGCACCUGCGGCAGCACCGCCACCAACACCAUCAGGCGAGCUGCCUGCACCUGUGGCUCAAUCUCAGGCGCCCACACCAAUGGAUACUACACCGCCAGCUAAUGCUCCACCUGUUGCCGAGGUCGCCAGCGUGGCAACAGUUGCGCCUAGUUCUGCGCCUGCUCCAAGCAUUCCUGCGGCAAGCGUUCCUGCUGCUAAUCCUCCUCCUCCUUCAUCUUAAAGCUACGUGUAGGCAUGAGAAAACUUUAGUUAUAAGUUGCACGCUCUCAGUAUGUAUUGUAUACUCUACUCCUCCCCCAUAACCCAACCGUCUACUCCUGCUUGCAAUUCCUUUAUUAGUAUAUUUUAAAGACCCGUCGUGGCGCCUGUACAUUUGAUUUGACUAGGCGCCUUUUCAAUAUUUACACAACUUUGAACCGAGUUUCAAAUCCAAAAUUGCAUCAAAAUAAAGUCUAUUCAUAUGUACGAAAUCGUUCAAUAUU